AUGACUUCAGCAUUCGGCCCAAUCGCAGAGCAACACCAGGACAAAUUCGACCUCGGAAUCUGGCACGCGCUCUUUAACUGGAACAACCUCACCGUCGCUGUCCAAAACCAAUGGGGCGGCCCCGACUCCUCCGAUAAGCGCGACUGGCUCGCAGGCCAAAUUUCCGAACUUUUCGCCGCAGAACCCCUCACAGACCAAGAAGAUGUCGAAGUUGUGCUGCUACAAGUCCUCGAGGACGAAUUCGGCGUGCGCGUAGAAGACGAGACCGAAGUCGCCGUUGCGCGCGAGAUCAUGGCGAUACGGAAGGAGAUUGGCGAGGGCAACACAGCGAUGGUGGAUGCGCUGCAGAAGAAGUGGGAAGAUAGGAAGGGCAAGGAGGUUGCGACUGGGAGUGUUAAUGUCAAGGAGACGAAUCAGGACUUUGAGGGGGAUAGUGUGGAUGAGGAGACGGAUGAGGAUGAGGAUGUCGAUAUGGAUGAUGUGCCUGCGCUUGUGCCUGCGAAACCGAAGGCUAAGCUUGAGCCUGAGAUUGAUGAGGACGGCUUUACGACGGUGGUUGGCAAGAAGAAGAGAUGA
This is a messenger RNA of Alternaria hordeiaustralica, 576 nucleotides long. RefSeq lists its product as uncharacterized. The record is from RefSeq and is a predicted model, not a curated record. Lineage: Eukaryota; Fungi; Ascomycota; Dothideomycetes; Pleosporales; Pleosporaceae. Gene Ontology annotation, biological process: maturation of SSU-rRNA from tricistronic rRNA transcript (SSU-rRNA, 5.8S rRNA, LSU-rRNA). The transcript is spliced from 2 exons. Gene Ontology annotation, cellular component: nucleus. The coding region runs from base 1 to 576 and encodes 191 amino acids.